AAAAUCAGUUAAAUUUGUGAUUUGAACGUAGUCAAAUACGAUUAUUGAUUCAUUAGCAGAUUCUGGUGUGAAUAAUGUUGAUUAACAUGAAGUUGAAUGUGUUCAUUUUGUUUUGUAUUCUGCAUUCAAUCGCAGGCGGAUUGAUUCCAAGCGCUAAUGUCGAUUCUUACAUUGUUGGUGGUAAAAAUGCAUCCGAUGGCCAGGCUCCGUACCAAUGUUCUCUAGAGUAUAAAGGGAAGCAUAACUGUGGCUGUGUAAUAAUUUCCGAUCAAUGGCUUCUCACGUGUGCACAUUGUCUCGGAAGUGGAAUUAAGGAUGCGACUGUUUUAGUUGGGACAAAUGACCUCGAAUCAGGUGGAGUUCGUUAUACGCCCCGUAAAUACAUAAAGCAUGAAAGGUUUAAUGAGUCACCAUUGUCCCAUGACGUCGGUUUAUUGCAAAUAGAUCAAAUUGAGUUCAGUGAAAAAGUUCAACCGAUCAAAUUCACAUCAAACUAUGUUCAAGCAGGUGCUGAACUGCAAGCUUUCGGUUGGGGACGAUUAAAUACAACUGGACCAAUGUCACAAUUUCUGCAAACAGUCAAAUUGACCGCUAUCACUCAUGACGAAUGUAAAUCAAAAGUGUACAUGAUAGCCAUUUGUGUACAUUUACAAAAGAAGGCGAAGGAAUCUUCAAUCAAAAUUUCUGUGACAAAUUUUGGUGGAAAGAUUUUGAUUAAUAAUAUGAAUUUGAAAGUGUUCAUUUUGUUUUGUGUUCUGAAUUCAAUAUCAGGCGGAUCGAUUCCGAACGUGAAUGUUGGAUAUCAUGAUCCAUUCAUUGUUGGCGGUGAGAAUGCAAGAGACGGCCAGGCUCCGUAUCAAUGCUCAAUUCAAAAGAACGGCAGACAUUUCUGCGGGUGUGCCAUCAUAAACGAACAGUGGAUCUUAACAGCCGCUCAUUGUAUCGUCAGUGGCAUGUGGAACUAUGCAACCGUUUUAGUUGGAACCAAUGACCUGAAAUCGGGAGGAGUUCGUUACGAAGUUCAAGAACAUAUAGUACACGAAGAGUAUCAGUCACCGUCUAGAUAUGCACACGAUAUCGGCCUUGUUAGAGUGGAGAAAAUGAAGUUCACAAAAAAAGUUCAACCAAUCAAGUAUACAUCAAAUUAUGUGGAAUCAGGUGCGGCACUUAAAAUCUUUGGUUGGGGAAUGUUGGGUGAAUCUUCGAGUUACCCUGAAGUUUUGCAAACAAUCAAUACAACCGCACUUUCUCAAGACGAAUGCAAAAAAAAUGUAAAUAUUAUUCACGAUAGCCAUUUGUGUACAUUCACAAAAAAGGGAGAGGGCGCUUGUUUUGGUGAUUCGGGAGGCUCGCUUGUCUUGGGUGACGAAUUAGUUGGUUUGGUCAACUUUGGAAUACCAUGCGCUGUCGGGUAUCCGGACGGUUUCGCAAGAAUUUCAUACUUUUAUGACUGGAUCGAAUCAAAGAUUAACCCGUCAACGUGAAUACGCCUGACCACAACUUUUUGGAAUUUUAAUAAAAUUGAAAUAAUAAUGAAUGAUUAUUGAGCAAACAUAAAUAUUAAAUAUUGUUGUUUUUUAAACGUAAUAAAGAUUUCCAGCAUGCAAAAUUGAAA
Molecule: messenger RNA, 1615 nt
Organism: Contarinia nasturtii (swede midge)
Lineage: Eukaryota; Metazoa; Arthropoda; Insecta; Diptera; Cecidomyiidae
Product: chymotrypsin-1-like
Exons: 10
Coding region: 75-1484 (469 amino acids)
Biological process (GO): proteolysis
Molecular function (GO): serine-type endopeptidase activity
Source: RefSeq, a predicted model, not a curated record